GGUCCCAUGGGACCGGUCACAUGACCAUAAAAUGGCGAAAUUUGAUAAAUUUUGAAAACAUUUAAAAUUCUUAACGUUUUUGUUAAUUGCAGUGAAAUUCAGCCUUGCAAAGUGCAAUCAAGAUGUUGAAAACAAGUGGAGUUAUUCUGAGACUGUUGAGAAGUGACUGUCAUUUCAAUGCGCCUAGUUCUUACCUCCAUAAUACAUUUUGUUUGAAAAAUCAAAAUCUUGAAAAUCACCGUCAUGAAAAAAGAUCACGACCAGCAUCUUCUCAACAUACAGCCCGACAGUUGGAUUCAAUAUUCUUGAUGGGGAGCCCAGGUUCUGGUAAAACAACAAUAGGACGUAUAGUUGGAUCUUUACUUAAUAAGCCUGUGAUAGACAUUGAUGACCAUGUCCUUGAACCACACUGGGGAAUACCUGUGUCUCAAAAGCUUCAUGAAGUUGGAGGCGACAACUUCAUAUUGGAAGAAGGCAAAGCACUACUUGAAUUCACCCCAAUUGAUUCUGUUGUGUCAUUAACAGGCUCCAAUCCAAUGUACGCACCAGCUAUGGAACAUUUACGCAAUUAUGGUACAUUUGUUUUCAUCGAUGUCCAGAAUGAAGAUAUUGUACAAAGAUUAGAAAAAAUGAAAGUUUCAAGAAUUGUAGGCCAGGAGGCAGGAGUUCACAUGAGAGAUAUCUUACAGUAUCGGCAGCAAUUUUAUGAAGCGGGUUAUGAUAUCCGAGUCAUAUGUGAACAGUUUGAAUCGCAAGAUGAUAUUGCAAAGAAGAUUGUCAAGGCACUUGAAGCAUCUAAGGCUGAUACAUACAUAUCAACAAGGAAUGAAAAGCUUGAUAAUCAUACAAAUCAAUUCAUCACUUUCAAUGAUGUUGUUUUGAAAGGCUUGGCUCCUGAUGGAGGACUCUUUGUCCCAGACAGAACAGUCCCAGAAUUAUCUCUAAAACAAUGGAAUCGUCUAAUUGGUUUGACAUUCCAAGAUAAAGCAGUAAGAAUAUUAGAGCAAUGGAUUUUAGAUUUCCGUAGUGUGUCUCAACAAGACUUAAAGGAAUAUAUCAAGAAAGCAUAUUCCAGCUUUAAUUGUCUUAAGGUAGCUCCUGUGGUUCAUUUACAAGGGAAACAGUAUAUACAGGAGUUGUUUCAUGGACCAACAGCUUCAUUUAAAGAUCUUGCACUACAACUGAUGCCUCAGCUAUUCCAACAUGCUGUUUACAGCUGUUCUGCUAGUAAAAGUACAUCAGCAAGGUUCCUGAUCCUUGUGGCGACAUCUGGUGAUACAGGGGGAGCAGUCCUAGAUGGCUUCAGAAAGCUUAAAGAUGUUACGAAUAUUGAUGUGAUGGUCCUCUAUCCCCAACAAGGUAUCAGUUCAAUCCAGCAACAGCAGAUGACAUCAAUGCAGGGUGACAAUCUGCAUGUUGUAGGUGUUGAUAGCGACUUUGACUUCUGCCAGUCAACGAUCAAGUCUAUCUUCAAUAAUGACAGCUUCAGGGAAGAGCUUAAUGAAAAACACAAUUGUCAAAUUAGUGCAGCAAACAGUAUUAACUGGGGUAGGUUGCUUCCCCAGGUGGUCUACCAUGCUGUUGGGUAUCUGGACAUGGUUGAACAGGGCAUUAUCAGCCUGGGGGACAGGGUAGAUGUAUGUAUACCCACAGGAAACUUUGGAAACAUUCUUGCAGCAUUUUAUGCAAAGGAGAUGGGUAUUCCAUUCAACCGGCUGAUAUGUGCCUCCAAUGCAAACAACAUCCUCACAGAGUUCUUCCAAACGGGGAGGUAUGACCUAUCCCAGCGUACCUUGCUACAAACUACCUCUCCAGCAAUUGAUAUCUUAAAAUCAUCCAACCUGGAAAGAUUUCUCUAUCAUCUCUCUGGGGGUGAUUCUGGAUUUGUGAAAAGUUGCUAUGACAACCUGGCUGAGAGUGGCAGCUUUGAAGUACCUUCUGAGUUGAAGAGUAAGAUUGAUGAGCUGAUUGUUGCUGACUCUUGUACAGAGGAAGAGUGCCACAAAGCCAUCAAAGAAACUUGGGAGCAGACAGGGUACAUGCUUGAUCCUCACACAGCUGUUGCUAAAGUUGUUGCUGAUCGUCAUAGCAGCAACCUUCCAAUGAUCAUCUCAAGUACUGCUCACUUCGCCAAAUUUGCAGACUCUGUUCUCGAUGCCCUCAAUAUUGAGCGUGACAACCUUUCACCAAAACAAUGGUACACAAAACUAAGGGCUUUAAAUACUAGACCUGUUAUGCACAGGGACCUUGAAUCCCAAAUUGAAUUGGAGAGCACUCAUAACACCAUAUUGCAACCAAAUAUCAAUGAAAUUAUGAAGGAAAUUAGAAAGUUCAUAUCAAAAUAAAGCUUAGUGCUUAGGAGGCAUCUAGGAAGUUUGAAUUUAGAUAUAUAGACUGAAGAGCAGGUAUUAUAUCCGAAUAAAUACCGAAGGGCUCUGCACAAACAUUUUCUGUACCCCUUAUCUGAUCUGACGCCUAUAUUACAAUUCGAACAUGAAAACUAAUUUUUUAUCGAAUAUUCAUUAUGGUGCG
This is a messenger RNA of Owenia fusiformis, 2532 nucleotides long. The record is from the annotation of a GenBank genome assembly. NCBI's taxonomy places the organism in Eukaryota, Metazoa, Annelida, Polychaeta, Sabellida, Oweniidae.